Didymodactylos carnosus is the source of this 798-nucleotide messenger RNA. Lineage: Eukaryota; Metazoa; Rotifera; Eurotatoria; Philodinida; Philodinidae. The record is from the annotation of a GenBank genome assembly.
AUGUAUUUGAAUAGUCUUCACAAAACGCUGAAGUAUAGUAUAUUUUCAGACGUUUUAUCACAAAUUAAAUCUCUUGGUCCGAAUAUCAGACAAACGUUUGUCCGAACCGACUAUCAUUCGGCACAAACAAUUCUGUCGUGGCUGGAAAUAUCAAAAGAAACAAAUAUAAAUGUAAAACGUAUGGACUUUUAUGAUCCGCAGGGUAGUAAAGGGCUAUGUGAUCAGUAUUCGGCAAUUAUCAAACGUCAUAGUCGUCGUUAUUUAAAUGAGGGGCAUGAUCAUAAUGUCACAACUGCGGCUGAAUUUGAUAAAGCAUAUGAAACUAAAUCAUCAUAUCAAUUUCCAAAAGUAGUUGCAGUAAAUUUCGUCAACAAUUUAUUAUUUGAUUCUACCGGCGUACGCUUUCAUCGUUCAUGGCUAAUAGGCCGUGGUAAAACAAUAUCGUGGAAUGGUUUGAAUUGUCAAAAAAAAAUACCAAAAAUUAAAUUUGUGAAUGUAUCGUCUUCAUCUUCACAACAGUGGGGUCAAAUACAAUACCGAGAAACCGAAGUCUCGAAAUUAGAAAAAGUUGAUGAACGAGAAAUGAUCUCUAUCUCCCUUCAAUUACUCCGUCAACAACAAUGUUCAUCAUUACCUCAUAUUAUAUUACCGCAAGGAUGGGCUCUAUCAAAACGACGAAAAAAAAAUAUUCGCUGGACACCAGAGACUGCUGCAGGUGAAGUGGAACCUGCAACCGAUGAACAUGGUCAUCUUCUAUUCGGUGCUGAUGAAUUCCUGAAACUACAACAAAUUAGAUAG